Wasmannia auropunctata (little fire ant) is the source of this 785-nucleotide messenger RNA. RefSeq lists its product as uncharacterized. Lineage: Eukaryota; Metazoa; Arthropoda; Insecta; Hymenoptera; Formicidae. The record is from RefSeq and is a predicted model, not a curated record. Bases 144 to 710 code for a protein of 188 amino acids. The transcript has a single exon.
GAGCACUUGCAGUGUCAUGUCACAUUACUUUUUGACAAGUAGCAUCUUUCAGCUGAUUACUGUAAAAUUUUGAGCGGAAUUCAUCGCGUGGUUUUAUUUCUAUAGACGAUUAAAGCAAACAAUCUUUGUAUAUUUUUUGCAAAAUGGAAAAAAAUGAGUUUCGUGCAGUGAUCAAACAUCUACAUAUGAAAGGUUUAAUGCCGAAAGAAAUCAAAACCGAAUUGGAUAAUAUUCAUAGCACGUCUGCAUCAGCGUUAGCGACUGUAUACAAUUGGGUAAAUGAAUUUAAACGUGGUCGUACAUCUAUAUGUGAUGCAUCUCGUUCGGGACGUCCAAUUGAGGCUGCUACGCCAGAAAUCGAUAAAAUCCAUGAUAUUGUUUUGACUGAUCGACGAGUAAAAGUGCGCGAGCUUGUUGAAGCCACAAGCAUAUCACAUGGCACAGUGAUUUCAAUUUUGCACGAACAAUUGGACAUGAAAAAGCUCUCGGCAAGAUGGGUGCCGCGUUUGCUUACUGUGGACCAUAAGCGCGACCCCGGCACCGAUGGCCAAAGUCAACGAAUUCCGCUACAAAUUACUUCCCCAUUCACCAUAUUCGCCAAAUUUAGCCCCCUGCGAUUAUUUCCUGUUUUCAAACCUAAAGAAAUGGUUCGGAGGAAAGAGAUUCACCACCAGAAAGCAGCUCAUCGCCGAAACAGAGGCUUAUUUUGAAGGGUGGACAAAUCAUAUUAUUCGGAUGGCUUGAAAAAGUUAGAGAAUCGUUGGAUCAAGUGUAUCGAGCUGAAA